This is a messenger RNA of Stegostoma tigrinum, 5614 nucleotides long. RefSeq names its product exocyst complex component 1 (gene exoc1). Gene Ontology annotation, cellular component: plasma membrane; exocyst. Lineage: Eukaryota; Metazoa; Chordata; Chondrichthyes; Orectolobiformes; Stegostomatidae. Bases 96 to 2816 code for a protein of 906 amino acids. Gene Ontology annotation, biological process: Golgi to plasma membrane transport; exocytosis. Gene Ontology annotation, molecular function: phosphatidylinositol-4,5-bisphosphate binding. The record is from RefSeq and is a predicted model, not a curated record. The transcript is spliced from 20 exons.
GGUGGUUCAGUUCCGGAUCCGGCAUUGGGAUGUUGGCUGUUGGUUGUUGUUGAGAGGUCGUCUCUGUUGGACGGGAUCUGCUUUCUGCUUUAAGAAUGACAGCAAUCAAGCAUGCUUUACAGAGGGAUAUUUUCACUCCAAAUGAUGAACGAUUGCUCAGCAUAGUCAACGUUUGCAAGGCAGGCAAAAAGAAGAAAAACUGCUUUUUGUGUGCUACAGUAACAACCGAACGACCAGUCCAGGUAAAUGUUGUAAAGGUGAAGAAAUCUGAUAAGGGGGAUUUCUACAAACGGCAAACUGCAUGGGCACUGCGAGAUUUGGCUGUAGUUGAUGCGAAAGAUGCCAACAAGGAGAAUCCAGAGUUCGAUUUACACUUUGAAAAAGUUUACAAAUGGGUUGCUAGCAGCACAGCAGAGAAAAAUGCUUUUAUUUCCUGUAUUUGGAAGCUUAAUCAGCGAUACCUUCGAAAGAAACUUGAGUUUAUCAAUGUUAGCUCUCAGUUAUUGGAAGAACUUCCUAAAGUUACAGAAGAGUCUGUUCCAAGUGGUGAAAAUCAGAGUGUGGCUGGUGGAGAUGAGGAAUCUUUGGAUGAAUACCAGGAGCUGAAUACAAGAGAAGAACAGGAUAUUGAAAUAAUGAUGGAUGGUUGUGAAUAUGCCAUCUCGAAUGCUGAAGCAUUUGCAGAAAAACUAUCUAGAGAAUUGCAGGUGCUGGAUGGGGCCAAUAUCCAAUCGAUCAUGGCUUCAGAAAAGCAAGUGAACAUUCUGAUGCAACUACUGGAUGAAGCACUUAAGGAAGUAGAUGAAAUUGAGCAUAAGCUGAGCAGUUACGAAGAAAUGCUGCAGAGUGUAAAGGAACAGAUGGAUCACAUCUCUCAAAGCAAUGACCUCAUACAGCUCAGUAACACAAAUAACAUGAAGCUUCUGGAAGAAAUAGAAUUUCUGGUGAACUAUUUAGACCUAUCCAAAGGUCAUAUUAAAGCUCUUACAGAUGGGGAUCUUUCUUCUUCCAAAGGAAUUGAAGCAUGCACCAAUGCUGCAGAGGCCCUUCUGCAAUGUAUGAAUGUAGCCCUUCGACCAGGACAUGAUGAGCUUCAAGCAGUGCAGCAGCAGCAGCAGCAGUUCAAAGAUCUUCGGGAGCAAUUUGCUAGAAGACUUGCCAACCAUCUUAAUAAUGUUUUUGUUCAGCAGGGCCAUGAUCAGAGCUCCACCUUAGCUCAGCACUCAGUUGAGCUGUCUCUCCCUAAACAUCUGCCUUUCCACCGAGAUCUACUUCGAUAUGCGAAGCUCAUGGAAUGGUUAAAGAAUACUGAUCGUGAGAAAUAUGAAGGAUUGAAUAAGAACUAUGUAGAUUAUAUAUCCAGGUUAUAUGAAAGAGAAAUUAAGGAAUUCUUUGAGGUUGCAAAGAUCAAAAUGACUGGCACGUCAAAAGAAGGAAAAAAGUUUGCUACACUUCCUCGAAAAGAGAGUGCUGUCAAACAAGAUCUAGAGAGUCUCCAUGGAAGUUCUGGAAAACUUACUGGUUCUACAUCCAGCCUAAACAAACUGACUGUUCAAGGAUCAGGGAAUCGUCGCUCUCAGUCAUCUUCCCUGCUGGACAUGGGAAACAUGUCUGCCUCAGACCUUGAUGUGGCUGAUCGAACAAAGUUUGAUAAGAUUUUUGAGCAGGUCCUGAGUGAGCUUGAGCCUCUGUGCUUAGCUGAACAAGACUUCAUUAGCAAAUUCUUCAAGCUACAACAGAGCCCAGCAUUACCAGGAUCUGUAGUGGGAGACUCCACUGAAGUAGACGGGGCACUUCUGUCUCGACCACAUAAUAUUUUGGGAGACAGACAUUCGUUACCAUCUGAAAAAGAGGAGGCAGGCAUCAUUCGAUCAAUGAUGAUAAAAGUUUUCCGCUGUAUUGAGCCAGAGCUAAACAACCUCAUUUCACUUGGGGACAAGAUUGAUAGCUUUAACUCAUUGUAUAUGUUGGUGAAGAUGAGUCAUCAUGUUUGGACAGCAGAGAAUGUAGAUCCUGCCUCCUUUCUCAGUACCACAUUAGGAAACGUUCUUGUAACAGUCAAGAGGAAUUUUGACAAAUGCAUUUUGAAUCAAAUUAAACAGAUGGAAGAAGUGAAGAUAUCAAAGAAGAGUAAAGUUGGAAUUCUACCAUUUGUUAGUGGGUUUGAAGAGUUUGCAGAGCUAGCAGAGACCAUCUUCAAAAAUGCUGAGCGCAGGGGGGACCUGGACAAGGCUUACACCAAACUAAUUCGGGCUGUUUACAACAAUGUGGAAAAAGUUGCGAAUGAAAGUCAGAAGACUCCAAGGGACGUUGUGAUGAUGGAAAAUUUUCACCACAUUUUUUCAACAUUGUCUCGUCUUAAAAUUGCAUGCCUUGAAAUGGAAAGGAGAGAAGCUAAACACAAAUAUACAGAGCAUUUGCAAUUUUAUGUGAUAUACUCUCUGGGACAACCUCUUGAGAAGCUUAAUCAUUUCUUUGAGGGAAUUGAAGCUCGUGUGGCACAGGGAAUCAGAGAAGAGGAAGUGAGCUACCAGCUAGCAUUCAAUAAGCAAGAGCUGCGAAAAGUCAUUAAAGAAUAUCCUGGAAAGGAAGUGAAAAAAGGACUGGAUAACCUAUAUAAGAAAGUGGACAAGCAUCUGUGUGAGGAAGAAAACUUGCUGCAGGUUAUGUGGCAUUCCAUGCAGGAUGAAUUCAUUCGUCAGUACAAGCAUUUUGAGGGUCUGAUAGCUCGCUGUUAUCCUGGCUCUGGAAUUACUAUGGAAUUCACCAUCCAGGACAUUUUAGAGUAUUUUUCGAGUAUUGCACAAUCGCAUUAAUAACUAAUAUACCAUCUGAAUAGUAACAAGGAGUCCAGCAUCAUUUUCACUUUCUUUGCUAAAGUUGUAAUGGCUCUUUAUGGAAAUAAUUGACACCUAAUGCUGGAACAAUAUUAUUUGUAUCCAGAAAUAUAGAUACCCAAGCAGGCCAAAGCUAAAAACCAGUUUGUUUCACUGACACCGUCUGCUAACUAACUUACAUGCACAUCCAGCAAUAUGUUCAAUUAGGGAUACAAAUGCAUGAUUGUGAAUAUAUGACUUCAUCUGAUGAAAUGUUGCAGUUUAGGACAAUAUUGAUGUGUUAUGCCUGAAAUUUUGUACUUGUAGGCAUGUGGAUUGAUACGAUUACUUUUUAAAAAUACAUCCCUUGACUCUAUCUUAACAUAUAUGAUCAUCUUAUGUUAGAAUCUCAAUUUCUGAGUAAUAGGAAAUGUAAGACUGUUAAUUGUUUCCUAGCAGGGCUUUGUGGAAAACUUCAAAUUUUGAAAAAUUACUGAGCUUUACUUGAGAUACUGCCAAAGGAAGCUGUAUUUUAAGAAAGCCAGUUCUUUUAUCAAUGCAUCUCAUAACAAUCUGUUCUACUGGAAUAUGAUCUAUUUUCAUAAUAAUACAAAAAUCUCUGAUCUGUUUAACAUUCAAAAUAUAUGCUUAAUUUUGCUGAAAAUUGCUUAACUCACAUUAUCACAAUUUCACUUAUUUGCACUGAAUUUUCACUUGUAAUUAUUCAAUGGAAAUUUCACAAUUAUUGGAUAAUUUGUGUUUUUGUUAUGGUAAAACUAUUUUGAAAUAUCAGUGCUUUUCAUCAAAACUAAGAUUGUUAAAGUUACUCUUUCAUAGAUCUUAGUUGUUGAAUUCGUAAAGAAUUUCAACAGCUUGCGCUUUGACUUUAAAAACUACUUUUUAAUUAAUAAUAGUUUUAUUUGUUGCAAUCAUUUAGACUAAUAAGCUUCGAGACAAGUUGUAGAUGGGAAAUUGUGACCUAUCCUCACGUUCAGUCACAGUCCUCUCCUCAAAAUUCUAAUUGCUUCAGAUAGUUAAUAUCACUCAUUGAAAUUAUAUAAACUGUGUUAUUUCCAUUCCUGAAUCAACUUUAAUCUUAGGCAGAAAUUUUCUUCGGUGUCUGUUGAUCAUAUUCAGGACGUUUUAGGGGAUUACAGAAUAUUAAACAGAUGGACCAAUCCAUUCUGUUCUUCACAAGCUAAUAAAGACAUUUUUGCUUUUUCUGUGAACCUAAUAAUUGACCACAAUAAUGCCAUGGGAACACUGAUCAUGCAUUUCCAUAAAAUGUCCAUCAUGUGAGUCAAACUGAGCUGUAACUUUGAAAAUGUUUUUCUUGUGUCUUCUUUACAUUUCUUCAGUCAUAGUGAAAACUGCAAUCCAAAUUACAAAAUAAUUUGGCCUAAUAUCCAGCAUAUUUUGUAAAACAAAUGUUAAAAUGUGAAUUUACUCUUUAUUCUAGUGCACGAGGGGCAAGGAAUAGUGUUAAUGUGCACCAGUUCAGCAUGAAUUGAACAUUUAGAAUGUAAUAGCAAACAGAAGCAAAAUUUUGUGAAGUACUCGAAUUAUUUUUGGUGAAUUAUUUAAUUAAAAAUACAUAAACAGAUUUUGAAUACUUAUUGAAUCUUCAGUAUGUAUAAUUUACACAGUAAAUUUAGGGUACAGAAUGAAAAUGGGACGGCUGAGAAUUAAGGCUCUUCAGAAAACAACUUCUAACUUUGUAUAUUUGGCUACCAGCAAUUUGAGUUGACUGUGAUAUUGCAGUGCAAACUUCUCAAAUCAAAAUAACAGAACACUAACAACACAGCACAGAUGUUCUCGCACAAGUCUACAAGCUUCUUAACUUUAAUUUGAUAUUCCCAAAAUAGAAAAAUAACAAACUUAUUUUGACUGGUAUUUAUCUAACAUUUAGGCUAUUGUAUGAUGAUAUAACGUGCAUUAAUUAUUUAUAAACACUAAUCAUGACUGUAUAAAGUUCACUAAAUAUUCUGAUGCAUUAUUGUGAAAGAGUGAAUUAGGUUUUGAAAUGCCUACAAACAAUCUACAGUAGUGUGUAAUUAAUUAUUAAAACUGCACCAAGAGAUUUCCUUGAUCAUAACAAACAACAAAUGAUACUUGCAUCAGACAUGAAUCAGGAUUUCAGUCUUUAUUAUACAUGUGUCGCUCCCUUAGUCCAGAAAUUACAAACUUCUAUCCAAAAUCAAACCUGUAGAAUUUUCUUUGUGUCAUAGUUCUGGGAGUGGCUAACAAAUGAACGAAAGAUGGUUCAGAAUGGGAUGUGUAUAAAUCCUGUUGAAAUCUAAAAUUAUUUCUGAAUACAUGAGCUUAAAAUAACUUUGUAUUUUGUAUGAAGGUAGCACCUUUGUUUUACAGGUAUUUGAAUGAAGUUUCAUGGUUAUUAACUUAGUAAAAGAAGGUUUACAUAUUUAAUGGGAUUCUAUGCCAUUUACUAAUGUAUUAGCACCGUACAUUUCUGAAAUAUCCAUGUCAUUUGCAUUAUAUAAAUAUCAGUAAGUUUGUUAACAUUAAAAGGUGUAUCAGGCUAUGUAUAUUCACUAAGCUGCGUACAGUGCCAUCACUGUAAUACCUGUUGAUAUGCUUAAAGGUAUUAAACACACUUUAAAUUUUGUAUUAUUGUUACUCUCAAAUUACCUUUGAUCAAAAUCCUUGUUUGAGCUCUAGGGAUUAACUCUAACUUCCCACUUGGAUCUUGUUUCAAUGCCAAUAAAUAUGAUCCAUCAUUUCUUUUGUAAACAGUAGCAUUCUGAUGGCCUCAAGAAUGUAUUGCUGCAUUUAAAACA